GAGGUGAAGUUCAGCAGUGCGCAGCGAUCCGUUGGCUGGGGCGCUUGUGGUCCCCUAAUCAAUAUGGGAAAUUACAGUGACGGCAAGCACACCGAUCCGGCUCCCGUUGGGCAAUGGUCGAUUAGUUCAGCUAGAGAAGAAUGGGGCGUGGCGAGCAGUCGCAAAAGGCCCGCCAUCGCUCUCCUUGAAUAUUAUCACAUUCACCCUGCUACACUUCUCUUACACUUGUGCGGUCAUUCAUCGUGGUGGUCAUCUCGCAGCACGGCAUCGCCGAUACAGCCGGCACACGACACUCCAGCUUCGCGACACUCGACCACGCGAUUUGGGUUCGGCAUUGGAAAGCUUGGUGCCAGGCAGCUCUAGUGCGUCAUUGAGACCAGCGUCGACAGCAGGGCAUCUGGGCUGGUUGGUUGUUGUUGGAGCAGGGCGAGAACAGCAUCGUCGUGAUCAGAAGCGUGAAGACGGGCGCGGCAGACGACGGCAGCUGAGGCGCAGGCAUUGCUGCAGACGGAUUCGGAGGAGCUGCCAGGCUGCGGAUCGCACGGAAUGACGGCGUAGGACAAACAUCGAGGUGAGUGCAUAUAAUCUGACUGCCCCGAUCGCCGCGUCCGAGUCUGCGGCAGCAUACACCACGACAACCUGGACUCCGUGAGGCAGCAGAGAGAGCGCGCGCUGGCCAACACAUUGCGAUCGCCAUCUUCGAUACGCAGCGGCGAGACUUCGCCGACCACGCUUGGCACGCAAAGCGUCAGGAACGACCUUGCGCGGACCUGCGUGAAACAGUCUUUGACAUCACCGCAACGCACACGACAACCCAGGAGACAUUGGCACCGUCCUGAUUUCUUGCGUCGGUCAGCAGUGACGUUCCUUCACUCUGCUGCGCGACUACCACACUCCCUCCGACGACUGCACGUUCCCUUUGGACUAGAACUACCCACGCGACUCCUGCUGUUGGCACUUGGCCCUCACACCGUUCGCUCCUUGCCACUCCAUCUCGCGCGCCGCUAGUAUACAACCACGAGUCCUGCGAACAACCUACAUACGCGCCACAACCACCUCUCGCCCACCAGGACACCGCUCGCCGCCAUUGCUGGACUGCGGCGUGUCCGCCACCACAUUCUACAGCACGAGCGUGCGCCCAUAGAAUUCUCCAACUAAUCAUAAUUCCCCCCAACAGACGCAAUGCCUGCCAUACGCGCCAUCAAGCCUUUUGCUUCCUCGCCCACCCUCACCGAGACGGUCCUUUCUGAGAAGGAACCCAUCCGUCUGGAAACCCGCGACACGACCACCACGAACCCACCCACGAAGACUGGCGGCAUCCGCUUCGUACGCCCCAAAUUCUCUCUUCCUUUCACCACAUCGCCCAAGAACGCGAGAACACAGACUGCGUCCGCGCCAGCAGUACCGCAGGACCAGCUCAAGCCACCGCACGUGGUGCAGUUCAGGCCACCGAGCCCUCAAAUACCCACACUCAGUCUGCCCACUAUCAACUUGACAACGGCAACGGGGGAGAAGAGCAAGAUGGAGGAUCUGCCAAAGCCUCUCACACUGUUCCAGCCACCAACGCCUGCAGAAGCACGACGCAUUGCGCGACAGCACGCGGCAUUCGGUCCGCUGGGGUCAAAACAGCACUUGUACUCCUCGAGAUUCGUCGGGACCGAGUUCCCUGAGCCCAUCGAGGAUGAGCCUCCGUACUACUUCCUGAUCACGACAUACAUUUCAUACUUGAUCUUGAUCAUCUUCGGACACGUGCGGGACUUUUUUGGCAAGCGAUUCAAGCCAGACCAAUACAAGCAGCUGAGGGAGCACGACGGAUACGCCCCGCUCAACAGCGAUUUUGACAACUUCUACAUUCGACGACUGCAGCUCCGAAUCAACGAUUGCUUCCGAAGGCCAGUGACUGGAGUUCCAGGCCGAUUCAUCACACUCCUCGACCGUACGAGCGAUGACCACAACUUGUCAUUCAAGCUCACGGGCACCACAACCCAGACACUGAACAUGUCAUCCUACAACUACCUCGGAUUCGCACAAUCGGAAGGAGAGUGUGCCGAUGAGGCGGAGCGCAUUCUGAAGAAGUACGGCAUUUCCUACUGCUCACCGAGAGGAGAUGUCGGCACCUCUGAUCUGCACGUCGAUGUCGAGAGGCAAGUCGCUGAGUUCGUGGGCAAGGAGGCGGCCACAAUCUACUCCAUGGGCUUCGUGACCAAUGCUACAAUCUUCCCGGCUCUUGUUGGCAAAGGCUGUCUCCUCAUCUCCGAUCAGCUCAACCACUCAUCCAUCCGAUUCGGUGCCAGACUCAGCGGUGCCGUCAUUGAUAUGUUCAAGCACAACGACAUGGCCGACCUCGAGCGUCUCCUUCGUGAGCGGAUUUCCCAAGGACAGCCACGCACUCACCGACCCUGGAGAAAAAUCUUGGUUGCAGUCGAAGGUCUAUACAGUAUGGAGGGCACCAUGUGCAACCUCCCCGGUCUCGUGGCACUGAAGAAACAGUACAAGUUCAACCUCUACGUCGACGAGGCACACUCGAUCGGCGCGCUCGGUCCUCGCGGCCGUGGCGUCUGUGAUUACUUCGGCAUUGACACCGCGGAAAUCGACAUCUUGAUGGGCACAUUCACCAAGUCUUUCGGCGCAAAUGGAGGCUACAUUUGCAGUGACAAGGCGAUUAUUGACAAGAUCCGAGUGACGAAUGCUGGUACCAUCUACGGAGAAUGUCCCACUCCCGCAGUCCUGGCCCAGAUCAGCUCCAGUUUGAGGAUCAUUGCUGGGCAGCUUGCACCUGGUCAGGGAGAGGAGCGCUUGCAACGAUUGGCAUUCAACUCCCGAUACCUGCGUCUCGGAUUGAAGCGUCUGGGAUUCAUUGUGUACGGCCACGACGACUCGCCUAUCAUUCCGCUCCUGCUCUACCACCCAGCCAAGAUCCCAGCCUUCUCGCACGAGAUGCUGAAGCGAAAGAUUGCUAUCGUCGUCGUUGGAUACCCUGCUACACCUCUCAUCUCGUCACGAGCACGCUUCUGUGUAUCUGCUGCGCACACCAAGGACGAUCUCGACCGAUUGUUGAUGGCAUGUGACCAGGCUGGCGAUGUUCUGCAGCUCAAGUUUAGCUCUGGUGUUGCCGGUGGCCAGGAGCCUAUCCCAGACGGCUUGACCAACAAGGAGGAGAUGGAGGUUCGCUCAUGUCUGGAAGCUGGAGGGCAACCUGCAGUCGUUGCACCACGAUGGAAAGUCCAGGAUGUCAUCGCACGUGGCGUUGCCGACGUUAAGCAGCCAUUGCGCUGAGGAGUGGAAGAACAUUUGGAGGACAGGAAUAGAAGAAUCGAUUCGUUUCACCUAUCAUGAAUUUGGGUAUUCGAUCAAGGCGUUCCAUGGUGCGAAGGGGCGUCGUCCGAGAAGUAUAGAGAGGGCCUGCAACAACCUCCCAAAGCAAGACCGGGAAGUGCGGCCACGCCAAACCAUACAACACCGCUCAGGUGACAUGCAACGAUACAAACGGACAGAGAUACCAUUGAGACCAGCGGCUGGCCGACCGCUUGGUCAGGAGGAGGCAUGUGCCCUGCCACAUCCAAGCAGCGGCAGAAAGAGGCAAGACAGAGGUGGAGAGUCGGCUCCCUAAUUCAUAAUGUGUACAUAUUCCCAUUCUAGCGCAGAGCAUUAGCAUUGAUGAGAGGGGGAGUAGAUGAACGAUGCGAGAGAACGGGUGGGGAGGAACAAAUGAAAUGAAAUCAUCUCAAAACUCCA
This is a messenger RNA of Cercospora beticola, 3735 nucleotides long. It is a transcript of the gene LCB2, whose product is annotated as serine C-palmitoyltransferase LCB2. Gene Ontology annotation, molecular function: serine C-palmitoyltransferase activity; pyridoxal phosphate binding. The record is from RefSeq and is a predicted model, not a curated record. NCBI's taxonomy places the organism in Eukaryota, Fungi, Ascomycota, Dothideomycetes, Mycosphaerellales, Mycosphaerellaceae. Gene Ontology annotation, biological process: ceramide biosynthetic process; sphingosine biosynthetic process. Gene Ontology annotation, cellular component: serine palmitoyltransferase complex.